This is a messenger RNA of Bactrocera dorsalis (oriental fruit fly), 8968 nucleotides long. RefSeq lists its product as uncharacterized. Bases 899 to 7291 code for a protein of 2130 amino acids. The record is from RefSeq and is a predicted model, not a curated record. Gene Ontology annotation, molecular function: protein binding. The transcript is spliced from 12 exons. NCBI's taxonomy places the organism in Eukaryota, Metazoa, Arthropoda, Insecta, Diptera, Tephritidae.
UGUGCAACAAAAAGUGAAACAUCUUCUCAAACCCUUAAAAAGUGUUUUGAAGUGUAAAGAGUGAAUGAAAGUGGUAAUUAUAACUUACUCUAAAAUAUUGCUUGAAUUGCAACAUAACCAACUAAACUACUGAGAAGGUGGACAGCAGCGGAAAAACUAUCAAAAAAGUGAAAAGGUGCAACUUCGCGUCUCAACCAACUUCAGGCGUCUUUUACACGGCGGAAGCGCAACGGAUAUGCGAAACAACUUCUUUUGACAACAACUUGCGUCGUGGUCGCAGCAGCUACUAAAGACAGUGUUUUCGGUCGUUUUCUUCAACCCAGCUUCAAUAUCUCUGACUCAGGCGGAAAUCGGGAUGGCCUGCAGCCGUUAUUUCAAAUCGUGCAACGGAUUGUAAAGGGAAUCUCAACAUUUCCAAUACCCGAACAUUGCAGUCCAUGGUAAUGCCUACAAACGGCAUACAAGCGUUGAGAUCAACAACGGCGACAACAGCAAUUGCAAGGCCAGCAACGGAGCAAAGUGACAGUCGACAUUAACUGUAAAUACCGAAACACUCAAGGCAAUUGUUUCGGAAGAUACGCUAAAGAGCGGCUUCAAAGUGAUUACUGGCCAACGGUACAAAGCAGGUGCCCGACAAUAUAGUAAGCCGUGCCGUUAUGUGCAUGGCGGCAACAAACGAACACAAAACCAACGACAACAUAAUCAUUGUGAAUGUCAAACAGUGGCAUCAAUUGCAAGUCGAGAGUUGCCAGCCGUAUAACAAUUAUUGCGAAGUCGCGUGGGCUUUCCGCACUUAAGCGUUGCCCCGAGCAAGCACAGCUAAAGCAACAGCAACAGCAACAAACAACAUUAACAACAACAAAAACAACCAAUAUUGGCGAGUCACCAUAGCAGCGCGAUGAGUGUGGACGUGGCAGCAAGCAGGCAGUAUAGUGAAAACACUACAACAACAACAUCAUCCGCAACAACAACAACAAUAGUUGCAGAUACAGUUGCAACCAAAGCAGCGCAAUGGUCGACAUGGACAGCGCUUCGGUGGCCGAUUGGUUUAUGCGAAAUCGGCGAAUCUGCGACAGCAACAACAACAACAACAAUAAAUUGCAUGGCUACAACGAAAGCUUUGCAGUCAAAGCGAGUUGAUAGCAACACUUGCCGACAGCAACGUGAUGAAGAUGACCACAACAACAACAACAUCAACAGCAGCAAAAACAAAAGCAACAAAAACAAAAGAAAAGACAUCAAUAUCCCCUCAGCGCAACGAGUCGCAAGUCAAAAGCGAAGGCAAAUACAGCAACAAAUACAGUUAGGCCAACACUGUAGCAUGCACAUGCAACGCCAACAACAACAACAACAUUGGCGGCAUUAUCUGCUGCAGCCACAACAACGAUGCGCAUCCGCCAAAGACGUUGAUGCCUGCUGGUCCACCCGCUUUUUCACGAUCCUAAAGCAACAACAACAACGGCAGCAACAACAAUGGCUGCGCUUUUGCCUUUUGCUCGUCAUUUGCCUGUCACUGCCCUCAGCAACGAAUACGAAACCUCAGACCUCAGCAACAGCGCCAACAACAAUUGUCAACGCACCAACAACAUUGCGAGCUACACUGGCAACAACAACAGAAAUACUAAUAGCAACAGCAAAGCCAACAGCCACAAUCAGCCGAACGUCGCAGUCGGCAACUGAGAGUGAUGACAACAUUGUGACCAACGAAACUACCAACUUCACGCACACGCACACGCACAACACCACAAACAACGCUCACGGAAAUGUCAUCAUUCCUUCAACCAAGCUCAGCGUAAAUUCAACGACCGCAUCAAAAGCUCCGAUGCAGACGUUGGCGGCGCUCACGGUGGGAGCGUUGACAGUGUCAACAGCAUUGCCGGCGGCAACGCAAACAUACACAUCCUCAUCGCUGUCAUCAGCAGCUAUAACAGCACGGCAAUCACAAGACACAACAACAACAGCGGCAACAACAAUGCUUGACUUCGCCAUCAAUGCGUUGGCGGAAACGAAGAGCAGCGGAGGUGACAAGCCCGAUGAGCAAGCGGCAUGGAAUGCGCACUCCGUCAAUGGAAUGCUGCAUGACACUGCAAAAACAGCAGCAACAAGACCAAAUGUAUCACCAACAGCUAAAUAUCACGGCAGCAACAAUAAUAUCAUCCGCAAUGCGCCCAGUGGGAGCAACAAUUGGCAUCACAUGCAGCAACUUAGUCCCACAAAUGCUAACACCGUCAGCAACAACAACUACGCAAACGAAGACGUAGGCUUGCGCAGGAUUCGCCGCCAUCGCGCUACACGUUCUGUGAGUCAUGGCAGCCCUGGCAGUGUGAGCUUAAGCGGCAGCAGUUUCGGAGCUGUGAGUCAAGGUGGUGGCGGUGGUGGUGGCAGCGGGCUUACGGGGAGCGGUGGCAGUACGCACGAUGGCGAAAGUAAUAAUCAUAACAGUAUCGAAUGUCCCAGUUUCGAUGAGAAUUCAGCGUGUCCGUGCUACAAAUUCGAAGACGGCUUAUUUCUCGAGUGUCCCGGCACGACGGCCAUGUCGCUGCGCAGCACAUUGGAACGCAUCUCAUCGCCGAUACAUUCAUUAUCCAUUUAUGAUUUCGAUCGUUCGGUCACGUCGCUCUCGCAGGAUGUCUUUCAACCAGGUGUCAAUAUAAGGCAUUUGCAAUUUUCACACUCACACUUGGAGACGCUAAAGGAUAACAGUUUGCGGCAUGUACGUGCAACAUUGGAGUCGUUGAGCAUUGUUAAUGGAAAAUUAACACAGAUACCAUCGCGAGCACUCAACGGCAUGCAGAAGAUGAGUGCGCUCGAUUUCGAUUAUAAUGAGAUUGUGCGUAUUGAAGAUUACAGCUUCUAUGGACUGCGUUUGUCGAAGCUUAACAUGAAGGGCAAUCAACUGCAGUCAAUACCCGAACACGCUUUCGUAGGGCUGGAGGAGUCGAUACAAGAGAUUGACCUAUCCGAGAAUGCGCUGCGUACAUUUCCGUUACUCUCCUUACGGAAACUCGAUUAUCUGCGUACGUUGCGACUAUCCAAUAACAAGAUCUCCACAUUUUAUGGUGACAUAACGCUCGCGACGAACAAUGCUUCGGCAGCGGCAACGGUGCUACGCCUGCCAUCUCUAAUAUUUCUGGACUUGAGUUCCAAUCAAUUUACGGAGAUUGUGAAUGAUUGCUUUAGCGCCUUUCCACAGCUGAAAACACUUUCGCUGUACGCGAAUCAAAUAGAGCUCGUACAACCGGAUGCGUUCAAGAGUUUGAAGGAGUUGAUGUCGCUCGACAUGUCACACAAUCGCAUCAUUUCAUUGGAUGCCAAAAUUUUCGAUAAGAAUAAACGUCUACAGACUGUGGAUCUUAGUCACAAUCAUGUGCACUCAAUUAGUGGUGUCUUCUCGAAUUUACCGCAAUUGCGUGAAGUCUUUCUCUCCGAAAACAAUAUACUCGAAUUGCCUGCAGACGCCUUUACGAAUUCGUCCAAUGUGGAUGUCAUCUAUUUGGAAUCGAAUGCCAUAGCGCACAUCGAUCCGAAUGUCUUUAGCACGCUUGUCAAUCUGGAUCAUUUAUAUUUGCGUUCCAACUUCAUACCGUUAGUGCCUGUAACGCUCUUCGAUAAAUGCCAGAAACUCACUUCAUUAUCGCUCGAUAACAACCAAAUACAGGAUCUCGAGAUCGGCAUGUUUAGGAAGUUGGAAUUCUUACGUGAAGUGCGCUUACAUAACAAUCGUAUACGACGCAUACGCAAGGGUGUCUUCGAGCCCUUACCGGCGUUGCAGGAACUUCAUGUACAAAAGAACAAUAUUGAGGAUAUCGAACCGGGCGCCUUUCAAAGUCUAACCAAUUUGCAGCACAUCAACUUACAGGAUAACCAACUGACUGUAUUGGAAGACAUUUUUCCGAACGACAAGGCCAACUCUUCGCUGCUAUCCAUACAGCUAGAGGAGAAUGAGCUGCACAAGAUACACGUGCGCACAUUUCGACGGCAAGAACGCAUACAGAUUAUGUGGCUGCGUGACAAUCAGCUGACGCGCGUAGACAAGAGCAUGUUCGUGGAUCUGCUGAAGCUCGGACGCCUGUACCUUAGCAAUAACCUCAUACGCGACAUCGACAAGGACACUUUCAGCACGCUGAAACAUUUGAAAUUUCUCGACUUAAGCGGCAAUCGGCUGAAGCAUGUGCGCCGCGAAUACUUUGCACCGCUCGUGAGCUUAGAGGAGCUAAGUCUCGCCCAAAACUACAUUGAAGCGCUGGAAAGCUAUUGCUUCAAUAAGUUGAAGAACUUACGCGUACUCGAUCUCUCAAACAAUCCUUUGGUGCAAUUAACCAAGGAUAUUUUCAUGGAAGAAUUACCUUUGACAUUUCUGAAUCUGCGUAACACGUCGCUACGCAAAAUUGAGCUACACACCUUCAAGGCGUUGCAGAACCUGAAUGAACUCAAUUUGGAGGAUAAUCAAUUGAACCCCUCCGAUAUACAUAAACUAGAUGUGCCCAGUUUGCGUAGUCUCUACCUCGCGCACAACGACUUCAGUCACGAGCGUGUGGGUGGCAUCACGGCCGGCAUGUUCGAUAAAAUGCGCUCCCUACAAUUGCUAACGAUGGCCAAUUGCAGCAUCGAUUUAUUGCCAGACGAGAUUUUCACUAAGAAUACCAAUCUCGUUAAGCUUGAUCUGUGCGACAACCGCAUCACUAUUAUGAAUCGGAAUAUCUUCAACGGCCUGAACGUGUUUAAAGAGUUGAAGUUGUGCCACAAUCAGUUCUCGGAGUUUCCGCACAUUGCGCUAUAUAAUUUAAGCACGCUAGAGGCCUUGGAUUUGUCACGCAAUCAGCUGACCUCUAUAGACUUCUUCAAACUGAGCGGCACGUUGAAUCUACGUCAGCUCAAUUUGCAUGACAACAAAAUCACUUCGCUGAGCGGUUUCAAUGCGGUGAACCUGACCCAACUUGAUAAUAUUGACCUUAGCGGCAAUCUUUUGUUAUCAUUGCCUGCAAAUUUUUUGCGUCACUCUAUAAAUUUGCAGCGUGUGGACUUAUCGAGUAAUCGUUUUCUGCAGCUGCCCAGUUCAGCGCUCUCCGACAUCUCCAUACCACGGCUCUCUUGGCUCAAUCUCACCGGUAAUCCAAUCAAUAAGAUUUACACAGUUAAAGAGGAGCGUUACCCAUACCUUAAGGAGCUUUACAUCUGUCAAACUAAUCUGUCCAUAUUGACUUCCAAAGACUUUGAAGCUUUUCAGGCUUUGCAACACUUGCAUUUGGUUAAUAAUCGCAUCACACGCAUCUCACCUGGCGCUUUCAAAUCACUCACAAAUCUGCUCACAUUGGAUCUCAGCAUAAACGAAUUGGAAAUGCUACCAAAGGAGCGACUGCAAGGUUUGACUUUGCUGCGCUUUUUGAAUAUUUCACAUAAUAUUCUGAAAGAAUUGGAAGAGUUUAGCAGCGAUUUGGCGCAGUUGCAAACUUUUGAUUUGUCCUACAAUCAAUUGGAUCGUAUAUCGAAGAAGAGCUUCCGAAAUUUGCAUGGUCUCGUGGAAUUGUAUCUAAUGGGCAAUCGCAUGACGGUCUUGUCGAAUGACGCUUUUCGGUACUUGCGUAAGCUGCAUGUGCUUGAUCUGCGUAAGAACUACUUCGAACUGGUGCCGAUUGAGGCGCUCAAACCUUUGGAGACGAACAUAAAAACAUUGAAAUUGGAAGAAAAUCCACUGCAUUGCAGUUGUGAUGCACAAAAGCUAUGGGAAUGGCUGCGCGAUCAUCGAAAAUGGUCGCAAACGAGCGCCGGCGAUGGCAUUAAUUACUUAAGGUGUGAACAUCCAGUGGACUUGAGGGGCAAAGUAUUUGCCAAAAUGGAGCCGCAACAAUUUUGUGAUGCACCGUUGAUACCGAAAAUCGCCAUACAGGACAUUCAGCCAUAUUCGGUGGUCGUUUCGUGGCUGAGUCGUGAGCAUUUGGGUUUAACUGGCUAUGAAAUUGUAUAUUACGCGACCACAGAUGGCAUUGAUUACGAUGAGAUGCGUGGCAAACGUCUCAACGGCACCGCAAACUCGGCCAAAUUAACAAAGCUGAACGCGAAUACGCGCUACCACAUCUGCGUCAUUGGCACCGGUAAUUGGCUGUCCGAGCCGGCGGCGAAUGCCCUGCAAAGGAUACACUUUAACGACACCGUGCUAAUGUUACGCGACGAUGCGGCCGCAAGUGGCGGCAACUACAACGCAGGCCAACAACAGCAACACUACUAUUAUGACCAACAGCAACAGCAACAACAACAACAAUCCGAAUAUUAUCAGCAAUACUUUCACACGUAUCAACAGCCGCACGACCAGCAGCAAUUAUUUACGCAAGCCGAGCCGCAACAACAACAGGCGCUAAUCGAGAAUACCGUCGUCACGGACAAUGCGCUGCGGGACGUAUUGAAAAAUACGCACAUCACCACUUGCACGGACGUGCAAACACUGGACUCGACACCGAGUCUGGUGACCGACGAGAACGGGCUCUCCAGCAACGGCUUCAUACACUCGAUAUUAACGCGGCGCCUCGGUCUGAUUGUCGGCUGUUGCCUGGGCAUCAUUGUGUUCAUUGUCAUGAUUUCGGUGUUGAGUUAUGUGAAACUGAAGAAGCAACGCAUCGAGAAUGCCAAAAGACAAGCCGCCAUGCCACCCGAAUAUAUUUCGUAUCGACACUUCUCCAUACCCAAUGAGGAGCUGGUGCGCGCCUCGGUAGCUGGCGGCGCUACCACGACAAUUUCGAGUGUACCGAGCGGCAUUAGUGCACACAUCAGCGGCACCAGCCUGAGCACCAGCGCCACAGCCACCACGGCUACCACGCCACUGGGGACCAGUACCGGCAAUGGCACUGACAGUAAGGGAGUCGGUGGUGGUGGUGGUGGCGGCACAGUGACAUCCGCUACCAACACGCUGAAGAAGAGCGAAGUCAACGCCAACUUAACGGGCGUGAGUGGUGUGAGCGUUGGUGUGAGUGUCGGUGUGGGGAUGGUUAUUGCCGAAGGCAAUGGCUUGGUGAAUUUGACCUCAACAGCCACAAAAGCAACGAGCAAUGAUGUCAGCGGCACAACGACAUCAGUGGACGCAACAGCGACAGCGAACAACCACAAUCACCAUCAGCAGCAGCAGCAACAGCACCACCACCAGCAAUUGCGGCUCCAGCAUCAACAACACCAGCAUCAGCUACAGCGGCAGCAACAGCAGGCGGGCAAUCACCAUCAUCAUGUUGUUGGCGGCAAUGGCGGUGUGGGCUACAUGUCGUCGGGCGUUGUUUUGGGCGCGAAUCACUUGAAUGCCUGUUAGUUGCGGCAUCGCGCUUGCCACAACGCCGCAAACGUUGUCGCGGAACUCCCUUUCGGCCAUAAAGUUACGAGUAUUUUUAAGGUCCUCUUAAAACAGACACAAUCGCGUAUACUCGUGCAUACAUGCAUGCAUACAUACAGACAUAUAUAGAUAGCUUGUAGGCGAAGACACCUUAGGCUAAGCAUAACUGUAAAUAUGAUAAUGUAGAAAGAAGUGACUUGUUAAUGAAAAGUAUGCAAAUCGGGGCAACGCUGGCGAUAAAGCAGUUAUGAGCUGCUGGCAAAGCAGGGCAUCCAUCGUAGGUGGAACGGUAAUGGGUGCCACGCCAUGUUCUGCGUCACAUUGCCUCCAAGAGUGUAUAAAUAUGUUUCCACUGACUUUGUUAGUUGUAUUUAGCUUAGCUAUAAUGUGUUAGGCAACCUAAUUUAAGUUUAGAUUUAUGAUAGAUAGGCUGAGAUUGAAACUCUUAUUAUUUGUUGUACCCCUGCAGCAGACUUUUAAUCGAACACACUCAUCAAUAAUGCGCACACAAUAAUUUCACACACAUAACUAGCAUUAGGACGAUGCUAAAUAUGAAUAUAAUAUUAUAAUUAAAUUUCGUAAGAACUACGUUAUAAUCACUUCUGAAGUAAUUAUGUGGCUUAUAUGACAACUUAGUGUAAAAUAAGUAAUAUUUCGGUUACCUUGUGGUUAUAUGCAUAUUUAGUGUAAAUUUUACAUAUCUUGCCUUUAUAUUGCACUGUACUUUGCGCAUUCAAAAAAGUUAGGUUAUAUUGAAAAAUAAGUUGAAGGUUAUGUCAAUAACUAAAACAACCAACACAACCUUAUAAAAACCCAGAUUAAUUUAAAUUUUUUGUAUAAAAUAUGUAGAGCAUGAUAUCUUACCAAAUAGAUUUACAUCAUACAUAGCAGCUUUUUUCGAGUUUUUCGAAUUUUUCAAAGCGUUAUUUUUAACCCAAAAGUUAAUUUGAAACUAGUUUUAUAUUUUUAAUAUAACAUAUUUAAUUACACUUUAAGAAGUUCUAAUAUUUAUAUUCCGCUAGCGGAUCAACAUGAACGAAAUCUUUUUUGAAGGAAGAGGAUCUAAUAUCGACGGUCAGAUUCUAAUAAGCAAUUUCAAUAAUACAUACUAUUUAACAAAUAAAUGUUUAUUUAUUUUUCCGCUAGAGACAUCAGUGUAAAUCGAAAUUUCGAAAUUUCCAGAACGGAAGCGAGCGAACUAUUUUUCUGCUACACGAACUGAUACAGCAUCGUCCCGUAAACUUCAAAAAUUUCAUUGGUGACUUGAGUGACAUUCUUCUCUUUUUUAUACAAAAAUUUCCAAUUAUAGCGAAUUUCUUCAUUAUUUUCACUCAUUUUUGAACAGCCGUAACUUUUUUUUAACUUCCCCGAACUUAAUUUUUUUUGGUUAAAUGAAGCUUAAAAUGUCACCUUUAAAACACCAUAUAGUAUGACUCAUUGUGAUUGGUAGCACUGGAGAUAUACGACUGCAACAACAUCUAUUGACAAAAUACGAAAAGACUUUUUCGACUACCCAAUAUUUCAGAAAUCGUCUGUCAAUAUUUUAUUUUAAAAGUUUAGAUAUUCAACCCAAUUUCAAAACAUUUCCUAGCUUUGAAAAAAUUAUGUCAAGUUUAAGGUUGUAGACGCUGUAAAAUAAAAAUACUUCAGAGGCAU